Molecule: messenger RNA, 477 nt
Organism: Echinococcus granulosus
Lineage: Eukaryota; Metazoa; Platyhelminthes; Cestoda; Cyclophyllidea; Taeniidae
Exons: 4
Coding region: 1-477 (158 amino acids)
Source: RefSeq, a predicted model, not a curated record
AUGAAAAUACGACUCUGCAAACUUUUAGUCUCACUUUCAUAUUUGCAAAUAACAAAAUCUACAUGGAGAAAGCAUGCAUUUUAUUCGCAUAAUUCUUACUCCAUUUUCAAUUUUAUUUCACAGGAGUAUGCGAAAGUCAAGCAAUGUUUUGUUAAGUCAAGUGAAACAAUGCCAACCGUACUUAAAGCUUACCAUGGAGACUUGCCAUCCCCUCUGCGAAAGUUUUUAGAGUCGCUUACUCACGCAGAUCAAGUUAUAAAAGCACUUAACUUAAAUGAAGUGGAAAAGACGUUUUGUAUAAUCUACACAACCUCUAAAGUAGCUAGAAAGUGUAUUUCGUGGCGGCGCAUAAGUUCAAAAUUCCAUUCCAUUGAAAUGUUUAUUGUCAUCACUAGCACCACUCCACUUAAAUUGAAAAUCAAAAGUGAUUAUCUUUUUUUAUUAACUUUUACUAAUAAAGAAGCCGAGGCACUUUAA